Messenger RNA from Engraulis encrasicolus (European anchovy), 1473 nucleotides. RefSeq lists its product as uncharacterized. The transcript is spliced from 6 exons. Gene Ontology annotation, biological process: immune response; negative regulation of T cell proliferation; T cell costimulation. Bases 203 to 1246 code for a protein of 347 amino acids. The record is from RefSeq and is a predicted model, not a curated record. Gene Ontology annotation, cellular component: external side of plasma membrane. Lineage: Eukaryota; Metazoa; Chordata; Actinopteri; Clupeiformes; Engraulidae.
CCAAAGUCAAGCCCAACGUUUGGGUGUGUUGACAAAGUGAAAGUGAAAGAGUUUGCCAGUGGAAAACUACCGAGAGGUAGAGAAAUGUCUGCCAGUAGAUGUAACCCCGAGAAACAGUUUCAGGUGGGCUACCUGUAAAAUUUGGGAUGAUGUCUUCUGACAUCAAUCUGCAUGGAAUCAGCGUGCAUUCGUAGAGCAAUUGAUGCCAAUGGCGCUAAUGUUGGUGAGCUGCAUAUUUCUGUAUUUAGGGUGUCUAUCUGCUGCUGGUUAUGAUGACAUAGAAGAGAAAAUCGUACACGUUGGGGAUCCUGUUACACUCAGUUGUUAUACAGAUCCAGAGAAUGUGGAUCCUUCUAAGAUUACAUGGAAAACACAUGGUAACAUCGUGGCCAGAAUUUCCAAUGGAAAACUCACCUCAGACUGUGGGUAUGAGGGCAGAGUACAGAUAUCUAAAAGCAUCGCAAAGGGAGAUUUAUCCCUCACCAUACAUCGCACAGUGUAUAAUGACUUUGGUGAAUAUGAAUGUUGGUAUAAUGGAGAACACAAGACAGCUUGGUCCUUGAAGAUUACAGCAAACAUUCCAAAGAAGCUUGAAGUAACUGCUGGAGACCCUGUGUCCAUCCCUUGUUUUACACGACAAAAUAAAGGUUCUCAGAAGGGGAUGAUGUCCGAGGACAUCAGUUUUGAAUGGAAGAAAGAUGAGAAAAGUGUACUUCGAGUAGAGAGAGGUGGAAUAAUGGAUAAGGCAGAUGAAGUGGACUUCUCAGAUGAUGUACACAAUGGAAAUUUAUCUCUCAUCAUUGCUCAGGCAUUUUUUUCCGAUCGUGGGACCUACAGGUGCAAUGGGGAUAUAGAUGUGACUUGUCUUCUUGUAGUAAGUGGUCACAAGAAGAGAAGAGAAGUUUCUCUUGAAGACCGACUCUCCCUGCAACUUUACACAGUGGAUCCUGUUAUUGUGUACUUCCAGAGGGACCAUUACAGCACUCCAGUCAUAGUCUGUAAUGGUAGUCAAUGCAGUCCAGGCUGGAUUUAUGUCAAAAAUGGACACAAAGUUGAACUGAACACUGUGACGAGGGACCAUAUAGGGAUAUAUACUGUGAGAGAUAGACAAAGUGAUGAAUUAUUGUGCACGUACAAUGUUCAGGUAACCACGUCAGAGGGUGUUUAUAUUCAUAACAUUGUUCAUGUUGUGUAUUUUUUUCUUGUUAGCAUAAUUAGCAUAAUUUUAGCCUCCCCUUCACCCUGAUGCAGGACAACUGAUGCUUUUGAUUCCCCUGCGGCUUUCCAUGGUUUCCUGACAACCAUAAUCCCGCUCAUAUUGCUCCAGUGUGCUAUAUCUAGACUACUUACUACAUAGGGUGCAUGAAACGCCCCUCGAAAAUGAAAACUUUGCAAUAUCCCACUCUGCUCUUGCAGCAUUUUCCCUUUGCACUAUCAUACUGUAACUCCCUUGUAAAUUUCUAGGAAAUUUUA